This is a messenger RNA of Orbilia oligospora ATCC 24927, 1623 nucleotides long. RefSeq lists its product as uncharacterized. The record is from RefSeq and is a predicted model, not a curated record. Gene Ontology annotation, cellular component: cytosol. Bases 1 to 1623 code for a protein of 540 amino acids. The transcript is spliced from 8 exons. Gene Ontology annotation, biological process: GMP biosynthetic process. Gene Ontology annotation, molecular function: GMP synthase activity; GMP synthase (glutamine-hydrolyzing) activity; ATP binding. Lineage: Eukaryota; Fungi; Ascomycota; Orbiliomycetes; Orbiliales; Orbiliaceae.
AUGGCAACUGAAAAGACCUCAGUCGGGUCUGGUCCCGAAGCUGUUUCGGAGCUUUUCGAUACCGUACUUAUUCUUGACUUUGGCUCCCAAUACAGCCAUUUAAUCACAAGACGACUCCGAGAAAUCAAUGUCUACGCUGAAAUGCUGCCAUGCACGCAGAAGAUUGCAGAAUUAACUUGGAAACCUAAGGCUAUCAUCUUCUCUGGUGGCCCAUACUCCGUCUACGCUGAGGGAGCCCCUCAUGCCGAUCCUGCUGUGUUCGAUCUUGGUGUUCCAAUCCUCGGUAUCUGUUACGGUUUGCAAGAAAUUGCCUGGCAGAGGGGUAAAAAUGUUGCUGCCGGAGAGAAGAGAGAGUACGGAAACUCGACACUUCGUAUUGAGAGACACAAUGAUAAGGCUCCUCAUGUUGAUGCCUUGUUCGAUGGUGUUGAAGAUGAUACAAAUGUCUGGAUGUCCCACGGCGACAAGCUCUCCGCUGCUCCACCUGGCUUUAUAACCAUUGCCAGCAGCCCAAAUGCACCAUGGGCCGGUCUUGCGCACGAAGAAAUCCCAAUUUACGGAAUCCAAUUCCACCCAGAAGUCACACAUACCCCAUUCGGUAGCAAGAUCCUCGAGAACUUCGCCGUUAAGAUUGCGAAAUGCCAGCAAAACUGGACUAUGGAGGAAUUCAUCUCGAAGGAAAUUAAGAGAAUCCAAACGAUCGUUGGUCCGGAUAGUCACGUCAUUGGCGCUGUCUCCGGUGGUGUCGACUCCACCGUUGCUGCGAAGCUCAUGCAUGAAGCUAUUGGAAACCGAUUCCAUGCCAUCCUUGUGGAUAACGGUGUUAUGAGACUUAAUGAGUGUGAACAAGUCUUGGAAACUUUGAAUAAGCAUCUUGGAAUCAACUUGACUGUUGUUGAUGCUAGUGAUGAGUUUUUGGAGAAGUUGGCUGGCGUGGAGGAUCCAGAGAAGAAGAGGAAGAUUAUCGGAAAUACUUUCAUUCAUGUUUUCCAGCGGGAAGCUGAGAAGUUGACUGCUGGACAUGGAAAGGAUAUUGAUUACCUCUUGCAGGGUACUCUGUACCCCGAUGUUAUCGAAAGUAUCAGCUUCAAGGGACCAAGUCAGACUAUCAAGACACACCACAACGUCGGUGGUCUACUAGAUAACAUGAAGUUGAAGCUCAUUGAGCCUCUCCGUGAGUUAUUCAAGGAUGAAGUUCGAAAACUCGGUACCUUGAUGGGUAUUCCAGACGAUCUUGUCUGGCGCCACCCCUUCCCGGGCCCGGGAAUUGCCAUCCGUAUCCUCGGAGAGGUCACCAGGGAACAAGUCGACAUUGCUCGACGAGCAGACCAUAUCUUCAUUGAAGAAAUCAAGAAGGCGGGUAUCUACAGAGAAAUCUCACAGGCAUUCGCCGCCCUUCUACCUAUCCGUGCCGUUGGUGUUAUGGGCGAUCAAAGAAAAUAUGACCAGAUUAUCGCUCUAAGAGCGGUUACGACUACCGAUUUCAUGACAGCGGAUUGGUAUGAUUUUGAUAGCAAGUUCUUGAAGCACGUCAGCAACCGGAUUGUGAACGAGGUGGAUGGAGUUUGCAGGGUUCUUUAUGAUGUCUCUCAGAAGCCGCCUGGAACUAUUGAGUUCUUGUGA